Molecule: messenger RNA, 1426 nt
Organism: Neohortaea acidophila
Lineage: Eukaryota; Fungi; Ascomycota; Dothideomycetes; Mycosphaerellales; Teratosphaeriaceae
Exons: 1
Biological process (GO): positive regulation of DNA-templated transcription; regulation of transcription by RNA polymerase II
Cellular component (GO): SAGA complex; DUBm complex
Molecular function (GO): transcription coactivator activity
Source: RefSeq, a predicted model, not a curated record
UCUAUUCGUGUGCGAGCGAGUGUUCAUUUGAGCCGCCUGGUCCUUGCAAUCUAUACAUACACCGAUCCUCGUCGAGUCCUUGCUCUCUCCUCACCAACAUCGGUGCAGCCGGUAUCAAAUCCGGCCGGAAACGUGGGAAAACCAUCUUACCAACACACCCAACAUGAUUGCACGGUAACACGAGACUCGGCGGCCGCACAGCCCGCUCUCGCAAUACCCCAUUAGCCUCCUCACACGUCGAAACGCACAUCCUAAUAUCCACUCCCAAUGGCAUCCUCCAAAGAGCCCAGCCUCGCGCAAAUCGCGCAGUCCCUCUUCCGCGACGCCCUCAGCAACAUCAUCCACGACACCAUCCUGCACCGCCACCGCGACCACAAACUCACCCUCAUGUCCCUCGACCCCACCACGCGCCUCCCCAUCUGCGACACCUGCAAACUCCCCCGCCUCCUCGACCCCCCCAUCGCGGCUUCCGUGCGAGGCGCCUCCUCCCCUCCCCCCGCCAGCACAGUCUACUGCGACAGGAAGCCGUGGUGCCGGCGAACAGGCUUCGACAUCUACGGCAACCCCUUCCCAAAAGCAGACGUCACAGGCCGCCCGCCGACGAAGAAAGAGCGCGAAGCAGCCAAAAGCGGGGGCAAACACGACGGCACGCCCGCCAGCGCAGACGACGGCACGGCGCCCCCCUCCCCUACAGCAGGAGGCGACGACGCCGACCGCAAACUCGAAAAGGGCGAGAAGAAGGCGUCCAAGAUUGACGAAAAGCUGCGCAAGGGCGAGUACAUUCCGUGGCAGACGUGUCCGAAUUGCAAGCGCAGUCUGCUCAUCACGCGCUUCGCCAAGCAUUUGGAGCAGUGCAUGGGGCUGUCCGGGCGGGCGGCGAGCAGGAACGCCCUGGCGAAGAUGAAUGGGCACACGCCGGCGGGAAGCCGGGGUGGGACGCCUGUGCCCGAGGGCAGUCAGGGCGGAGGCGAGGACGACGAGGAAGACGAGAAGAUCAAGGGCCCUGGAGGGGUGAGGAAGAAGGUGUUGAAGAAGGGGUUGAGCAUCAAGUUGAAGAAGGAGCUUCCUUCCAAGACGGGCUCGAUGAAUGGGAAACCUGCACGCCCUACUUCGUCUGCGGGAGGGGAGAAUGGGAGUAAGCGGGAUUUGGAUGAGAUGCUGCUUGGUGAGGAUGGGGAUGACGAUGAUACGGUGCAUGUGAAGAAGCGGCAGAAGAUGCAGCGGGUUGCUAGUACUGCUUCUUUUGCGAGUGUGAGCGAGGCGAUGGAGAUGGAGCGGUCGGAGAGCCAGGAUGGGAGUUUUGUGGGCGAGGAGCUGAGUUUUGGGGAUGAUUGAUAGCCAUCUACGUUGGUUUGCAUUUGAGGCAUCGGGUAAGGGAGUAUUCAGAUUGCACAAUAGCCUACGUCGGAACGUGAUUAUGGGCAUG